AUGCCACAGGAGUACCAGAGACUAGGCACGGGCUCCAGCCGGUCUCGGAACGAGGAAGAGACUUUUCCCUCGAGCCCUCCGCGAUAUAACGAUAUCGACGGCAACUACGAACGAAACGAGUCGUCGUCAGCUUACAUGGAGCAGUUUGAGAUAGAAGAGCCGGUGGAGGAGCAGUCGCUACUAAAUAGAGCCCAUUCGUUUUCCAAAAAGUUUGCCAACAACGUGCAAACACGAAUAAUCCACCCCGUCACGCGCAUGAUCGACCCAAUAUACGAAGGGUACAAGUUCUUGCAGUUGCAAUACGAGAGACUGAUACUCAAGCUCGGGAACCCGUUGGUCAUCAAGCGGUUGCUCUACGUGUUGGUCAUGAUGGUCAUUGUGUUUGGGAUAUCCAAGUAUGGCUCGAACGACACCCUUUCCGGCGUCACUUCAGGAUUCGCCAGAGGCAAGUUUUACGACGUUGAGAAACUAGCGGGGACAGUGGGGAAAUUGAUCGAUACCAAGGCCAUGAAAGAGCACCUUGAGUAUUUUUCGUCCAUACCGCACAUGAGUGGCUCCAAAGGAGACUUGGCCUUGGCCAGGUACAUUGAAAAGUAUAUGAAGAAUAACGGUUUGCACAACGUUGAAAUCAACGAGUUUCAAAGUUUCAUAAACUACCCCAGCAAGAAGGAUACAUUUCUACGGCUAGCCGAUGGCUCGUUCGAGGCGACAUUGUUUGAGAAACAUAACGAAAACAUGGAGUUUCUUUCGUUCAACCCGAACGGGUUGAACACGGUGGAAACAAUCACCACCGAGUAUUUGUAUGUGAAUUUCGGCCGAGACGAGGAUUUCCAGCGAUUGACUGAACACGGGGUCAACGUCAAGGGCAAGAUUCUCUUGGUCAAAUAUGGAGGCAACGUUCCCGAACCAAAUAAAAUUUUUACCGCUGCCAAGCAUGAAGCGAAAGCAGUGGUGUUUAUCACUCCCAAGCUCGAGGCGCUGGAUAAUGCAAUCCAAAGAAGCAAUGUUGGCUUGACAAGAAUGGCCUCGGGCGACAUUCUAACUCCCGGCUGGUCCUCGGAAGACGGCUACGUCUCGAGGUUGUCUUGGGAAAAGUCGGAAAUAACCCCCAAAAUACCAUCCAUCCCCAUUUCGUGGAAAGACGGGCAAGCACUCGUCAAGAAAUUGUCUGGUGGCUUCAAUUUCGAAGACGGCAGCAGUGGAGAUGGCAAUUCGCCCUCACCCAAAUUGAACCUCAAAGUAAGCGACACCGAUAGACCUGUUCACCCUAUCUGGAAUGUGGUUGGACUGAUUGGUGGUCGCGAACAAGGCGAAAAGGGCGUCAUUAUAGGAUCGCAGCGAGACGCCCUCUGUUACGGAACCAUGGGAUGCAACACCGGGGUGGCCGCGUUCCUUGAGCUUAUUAAAAUAUUCACAUCAUUGCAAAGGCGAUACCAAUGGUCGCCAUCGAGAUCGAUCCAUUUUGUCUCGUUUGAUGCCACAGAUUAUAAUCUUGCCGGAUCAACCGAGUGGAUUGAAAACCGCAAGGAGCCGUUGAGAAAAGACGGCUAUCUCUAUAUCGACCUCAGCGAUUUGGUCACGGGGGACGAACUUCACAUCAACAUGCACCCAUUCUUGAAAGAAGUGCUCCAUGACGCACUUGGCAAAGUAACCACGGGCGACAAGACAUUGCUCAGUUUGAUAGAAAGCCAAGGCGGUGCAAGCAUCGAGAAUACCUUUAUGGAAACGAAAAACUACUUGCCAUUCAUCAAUCUUGUGAAUAUGCCGGCUUUGGAAGUCAAAUACCGAGGCAAGAACAACCAGGUCAAGAACACGUGCUACGACAAUUUCCAGCACUUUGAAGAUUCCGAUAUUGACCGCCUGAUGCUGAAGCACUCGCAGCUCGUUGAGCUCAUAGCACGAAUAGUCAUGGAGUUUGCCGAGGCGCCAUGGAUACCGUACAACUUUCUCGACCUCAGUGACAUGUUGAAUUCAUACGAGCAAGACUUGGAAAAGUACGCGUCGUCGAUCACAGCUUCACUCACCGUGAAGCCGCUUCUCCACUAUGAUGGACUCAAGCGGUCGAUAGCGUUGCUCAAAGACGUCAGCAGCCAAUACCACCAGUGGGUCUCCGAUUGGAAGCUGUUUAUUUUUGAAAGCGGCGGGCUCGAGCCGCCCAUGUAUAGCAUGAUGAGAUGGAGAUGGAAUGAUAACAUGAUUGAUUUCAAUAGCAACUUGCUCAAACGCGAGAUCCACCCAAAGAGGCCCGGUUACAAGAACAUGCUAUUUGGAUUGCCAUUUAAUGCUCCAGCUGAUGAUCCUGGUGAAUUUGCAUGGAACACAAUGCCGUUCAUUCGAGAGGCUUUAUCUCAGGGAGAUUUCAGCCGGGCACAAGAGGAAAUCAACUUGUUGGCUUUAGCCCUAGAAGACGCUGCCAAAUCGUAUCUGAAUCUACAUUAG
Messenger RNA from Lodderomyces beijingensis, 2439 nucleotides. The record is from the annotation of a GenBank genome assembly. Lineage: Eukaryota; Fungi; Ascomycota; Pichiomycetes; Serinales; Debaryomycetaceae.